Messenger RNA from Lates calcarifer (barramundi perch), 1274 nucleotides. Its product is annotated as interferon-induced protein 44. The coding region runs from base 309 to 1181 and encodes 290 amino acids. NCBI's taxonomy places the organism in Eukaryota, Metazoa, Chordata, Actinopteri, Centropomidae. The record is from RefSeq and is a predicted model, not a curated record. The transcript is spliced from 7 exons.
AAUGUAGUGUUAGAGUUAUUAUUCUGCUCUCAAAGAUCUAGAUCUGCAGAGCUAGUGGUAGCUAGUGGAAACUUCAUUUCUACUCUGGGUUGUUGUGUUUUAUUUAUUUGGAUUGAUUUAGUGUCUCUCUCUUUAGUUUAAGUGACAAAUGUCUUGGCCUUUAUUGCAAUUUAGCAUGCUUUGAUAGAACUUUGACAUACUUCAACUGUAAUUUUUGUCAUUCAGUUAGCUUAACUUUCCCACCUGUUAUCAUCUCAUCACCCUCUUCUUAAGCUUUAUCACAUUUUAUCUGUUAAUACUGAUUGCAUAUGACAUUUACUCUGUUUUCUGUUGUUCUAUUUGCAUUAUGUUUUUCCUAUUCUUCAGAAAUGGGAGGAGGAUCUUUUAGUCAGCCACGGAAGGAGCUGCCAGACAAUCUCAAUUUUGUGAAAUGUUAUCGGCCUCGGAACAGAGAUGUCAAACAUCUCAGGAUUCUGCUUCAUGGACCAGUUGGUGCUGGCAAGUCCAGUUUCAUCAACUCUGUUGAAAGUGUGUUACAAGGCAGAGUUACCGGGCGAGCUCUGCCAGAUGCAAUCUCUGGGAAAAGCUUUACUAAAAAAUACUUACCGUACAAAUUCGAAAAAUGUCCAGGGAAUUACUACUCUUUCAUUUUCAAUGACAUCAUGGGGUUUGAGCAAACUGACAGUGGAGUCCAUGUGGAAGACAUCAAACUGGCUCUGAGCGGACACGUGCAAGAGGCUCACAAGCUCGAUCCUCAGUGCCCACUGUCAGAGGGCAACCCAGGCUACAACUCAUCUCCGACUCUGAGUGACAGAGUUCACGUUCUGGUUUCUGUUGUUCCUGCUGGCAAUGUAUCUUUAAUAAGUGAUGAAAUUCUGGAGAAGAUGAGAGAAGUCAGACUGGCAGCCAGUGAAAUGGGGAUUCCCCAACUGGCUAUUCUCACCAAAGUUGAUGAAGCCUGUCCAGAGGUCAAAGCAGAUAUUACAGAAAUCUAUGACAACAAGUACCUGAAGGACCAGGUCAACAAGUUCCACUUGUUGCUGGGGAUUCCACUGAACUGCAUCUUUCUUGUGAAGAACUACAGCAGGGAGAACAAAACAAAUGAUGACACUAAUACUCCAAUAGUCUGUGCACUGAAACAGAUUCUUUUGUUUGGAGAAGACUAUCUGAACAGCCUGUAGACCUGCAAACUGCUGAGGCAAACCUUUCAUGAUUAAAGCUACUUUCAAGCAUGUUAUGUUUAUAAUAUUUAUUAAAUGUGCUCCAAAAUCCAA